UGGUUACCCAUGACAUACAGUGAGCGUAGUCGAACUAUUCGAUGGCGUCUUGGUUGGUUACCCGGAGGAAUACCUAAAGCCUGCCCAUAUCAUCCUCAUGUACACUUUAGUCGGUCACACGCCACUAAAUGCUUGCAUAUGCACACCCGUUUAUUCUUGCCACGAUCAAUUUCCUUUCUUUUAAAUCAUCUCCCUCAGCAUAAGUACCAAAACUCUCAGGAUAUUUCUGCCUGGCUCUAUUGCUGGCCAGUUAUGUGCACCAUUAUUCAGGAAAUGGAUUACCUAAUACACGAUAAACUACCCCCU
Molecule: messenger RNA, 306 nt
Organism: Cokeromyces recurvatus
Lineage: Eukaryota; Fungi; Mucoromycota; Mucoromycetes; Mucorales; Mucoraceae
Exons: 1
Source: RefSeq, a predicted model, not a curated record